AUUAUUUGACUUCAAACUCACUUCCCUUUUCCCCCCUCGUAAUUUGUACUUUAUUGGUACUUUUUCUGUUCGCUUUUUUCAAUUUUAAUGUUUUAUGUACAAAAAUGAUUCAUGCCAUCACGCACAUGGUCCUCAUUACUCAAUUACGAAUGCGCUGAAACAUCGCAGACAGUACUGUUUUGUUUUUGUUUUUUGUCUAAUUUGGAACAGUUCUGAGCUACGUGUUCCAAAGGGAUUUUGAACUUUCGGAUGAGCUAUCUGGGUUUGUUUUGAGUUACCCGUUUUUGCUACCGAAUUUAUCGCGUUUCACUCUGUUUUCAGCCCAACACAGAACGUGUUGGUUUGGUUGUUCUAAUUCAAGAGUUCUACGGGAUUUUCUCUCUCUCCUUCUGAAAUCAGAAUGAUUGCUUUAUAUAAGCUAUUCUGGGAAGUGCUGAAUCUUGAAGUUGCUCUGUUUUUAGCUUUAUCUCAUUACUUUCAGAAGCCAUGGCAGCUUGUUUUAGCGUUGGGGUGUCGCCGUUUCUUGCUUCAUUUCAACGCAGUAAGAAUUCAUGGCGAGUGCUAGUUAGGAGUGAAGAUGGAGCUGAUUCAGUUUCAGCUGUGGUGAAUGGAGCUUCUCUGGUUGGGGAGAAGGAGGGGAGUUGGUCUUCAUUUGAAAAGGGCAAUGGGUGGUUGAAGUCUGAAGCUUCGGAGAAGAAGAUCAUGAAGAGAGAUAAUGCUGCUGUAAAGUUGGAGCCAUCUUGGGAUGACGGGUAUGGGACUGUGACUGUGAAAGAUUACUUUGAUGCCGCUAAGGAUUUUACUCAGCACUCUGAUGGUGGUCCGCCUCGCUGGUUUUGUCCUCUUGAAUCUGGAUCUCCAUUAAAGGGUUCUCCAGUUCUUCUGUUUUUGCCUGGAACGGAUGGCACUGGAUGUGGCCUCAUCAUGCACCAUAAAGCUCUUGGGAAGGCUUUUGAAGUUCGGUGCCUACAUAUUCCUGUUCAAGAUCGAACACCGUUCGAAGGACUCGUGAAGCUUGUUGAAGUAACUAUCAGGUCAGAGCAUGCUUCUUCCCCAAACAAGCCGAUUUAUAUAGUGGGGGACUCAUUCGGAGGAUGCUUAGCCCUUGCUGUUGCUUCUCGUAAUCCUAAAAUUGACCUUGUUCUGAUUUUAGUGAAUCCAGCUACAGCUUUUUGUAGGUCUCAAUUGCAACCCUUGGUUCCGUUGUUAAAAGCUAUGCCUGAUGUACUGCACGGAACAGUUCUCUAUCUACUUAGCUUUGUUAUGGGUGAACCAGUGAAAAUGGCAACAGUCGAUGUUGAAAGUAAGCUUCCUCCAAUGCAGCAAUUAGAAAAAUUAUCACUCAACCUGGCUGCUUUUCUACCAUAUCUUUCGGAGUUGUCUAGCAUUAUACCGAAGGAUACCCUUCUUUGGAAGCUGAAGCUGCUCAAAUCAGCUGCAGCUUAUGCUAAUUCUCGUCUCCAUGAAGUUACAGCUGAAGUACUUGUGCUUGCUAGUGGCAAGGAUAACAUGGUUCCAAGCAGAGAUGAAGCUGAACGACUUAAGCGAUCAUUACAGAAUUGUACCUCUCGCCAUUUCAAGGAAAAUGGGCACACCUUAUUAUUGGAAGAUGGUAUUGGUUUAAUGACAGUAAUUAAAAGCACUUUCAAGUAUCGUCGAUCAAGAAAGCAUGAUGCUGUUUCGGAUUAUCUUCCGCCCAGUUUAACAGAGUUCAACUUUUUUUUUACUCAAGUGACUGGAUUCUUUGAUUUUCUCACUGGUUCUACAAUGUUCUCAACUUUGGGAGAUGGAACCGUAGUGAAAGGUCUUUCUGGAGUUCCUGACGAAGGUCCUGUGCUGUUAGUCGUCCCUGUCACUGGUAGCAAUCUUUACAAACUGUUAUCAGAAAACUCACAUGUUCUCCUCUAUCCUGGGGGUGCACGUGAGGCUUUUCACCGUAAGGGUGAAGAAUAUAAGUUGUUCUGGCCAGAUCAACAAGAAUUUGUGAGGAUGGCUGCUCGUUUCGGGGCUACAAUUUUACCGUUUGGUGCUGUCGGAGAAGAUGAUCUAGCACAAAUGAUUUUAGAUUAUAAUGACCUGAUUAAAAUUCCCAUGCUUAAUGAUCACAUCAGAGAGACAACUCAGAAUGUUGCAAAACUUAUUCUCUCAUUCUUUUCUGAAAAAAUGGAAUUGGGAAAGCAAAUCGAGGUUAGUUUUUCCUUCAGGAUGUUUUCCAUCAAUAGAGUGUACUCUGAUUUCAGGGGUGUGGAUAAAGGAGAGGUUGCUAAUCAAGAUAUUUUCUUCCCAUUGCUCUUGCCCAAGAUACCUGGUCGGUUUUACUACCUGUUUGGCAAGCCAAUAGUAACGAAGGGGAGAGAGGAAAUCCUGAAGGACAAGAAAAAGGCAACCCAAUUGUAUAAUGAGGUUAAGUCUGAAGUCGAACAUAGUUUAGAAUACUUGAUUAAGAAACGGAAGGAGGAUCCGUAUCGAAGUUUUGUUGACAGGAUGGUGUAUAAAGCUAUUUAUGCCUCUCAACAAGAAGUUCCCACAUUUGAGCCUUGAGAAUUAAUUCUUUUAAGUUGGGUACAACUGGUUCUGUUCAAGAUUGAACCUUUGGAGGUAAUACUUCUAAACAAUUCCAUCCUCGAUAUGCCAAGUUGUGAUCUGGAAGGAAGACUUUAACCGGUACGAAUUUUGUAUGAUCUCCCAUCCCAGCUUGAAGAAGAUGCCUGUACUAUAAACAACUAGAAAUACAAAGAAAAUUCAAAAUCUGAAUAAACCACAGAAGAAAAAGUUACCUAGUAAA
Messenger RNA from Momordica charantia (bitter melon), 2785 nucleotides. Its product is annotated as phytyl ester synthase 1, chloroplastic. Gene Ontology annotation, cellular component: membrane. NCBI's taxonomy places the organism in Eukaryota, Viridiplantae, Streptophyta, Magnoliopsida, Cucurbitales, Cucurbitaceae. The record is from RefSeq and is a predicted model, not a curated record.